This is a messenger RNA of Aspergillus ruber CBS 135680, 171 nucleotides long. RefSeq lists its product as uncharacterized. The record is from RefSeq and is a predicted model, not a curated record. The transcript has a single exon. The annotation marks the transcript as partial. Lineage: Eukaryota; Fungi; Ascomycota; Eurotiomycetes; Eurotiales; Aspergillaceae.
AGCCAACCAGGCUCAACAGUGACACUGGAUCAUCUGGGUCCUAUGGUGGUGAAUACGGAUGGGACACUCUCGCGGAUCGCGAACUGGGAUGGGAUGACGGAGAUUGAGAAGAAGACUACGCUGCGGGUGCUGGGGAAGAGGAAUAAGCAGAGGUUGGAGGCGUUGAAGGCU